AUGGUUAUGAGUUGCACAGAUGUACAGCUGAUACCCGAUAUUAUCAACACUGUUUUCAAAAAGGAAGACGCAGAUGCAAUAACACUAAAGCUACAGGAUAAGAUAAAGCAGUUAGAGAAAAUUAUAAGCACGCGUUUGUCACUUCUUAAAGAAUUGAAGAAUUCAAAGACAGAAGCAAUAACUGCGAUUGCAAACUUUAUAAGGGAAAUGGAACUUAUACUUCAAAAUCUUAAAAAGGAGUCUAUAAAUGAAGUUGAAGAAGAAUAUCACAAAAAGGAGUGUAUGCUAGAGGAAGAAAAGAAGAAAGCUGAAACUGAAAUGGAAAACAUGAAGCAAGCUGAUAAUGAUAUUCGGCAACUAGAAGCAAACAGAGCUGAAACAUUUGUCAAUAUGAAAAUCGCUCAAGCGAAAACUACCGAUGCAGAUGACGUCAUUAAUUCCUUGAAUACAUCUUCUAACACAAAAAUAAACUUUCAAGCGGACACAGAUAUUCGAGAUACUUUGCAUCGAUUCAAGUCAUUAGGACAACUCAACAUUUCUUCUUCCGCAGCCUUGAAACCUAUGACAAGCGUCUAUUCAAUUACAGGCACCAGUGAUAUGAAUAUCAAAUUACCAGAUGACACAAGAACAUGUCAUAUCUUUGGAUCAUGCUUAACAGAAACAGGAAUGCUGCUGUUGACUGAUUUUAACAAUAAAAAGCUGAAACGUACAUACGUUACCAAUUUGUCUGCGAUAGAUCAUUGCGAGUUUCUUAAUACUCCUUCCUUUGUUUGCGCUACAAAUGAACGGGAAGCAGCAGUAACCCUUUCAAACAACACUAUUCAAUUUAUCUCUCUUGGAAACCAAAUGACACGAACACGCCAUCUAACCAUGGGUCAUUAUUGUUACGGUAUUGCUAACAGGGAAGACAAAUUGUACACAACUGAUAGCACUUCUUCCCUUUACGUACAUGAUAUGGCAGGUAACCUGCUGCAGACAGUACCAAAAGACAGUGCCGGGAAUCGUCUUUUCAAAAAUAGCAGAGAUAUUGCCUUCAGUGACAACAGAGACAAAAUGUUCGUCGUCGAUUUCACUAAUAGGAUGAGAACUCUUGAUACUCACGGAAAACAUACUGAUACAUAUACCGAUUCAGAUUUAGUUCAUGCUUCAGGAGUUGCUUCUGAUAGAAGAGGUAACUUAUUUGUAUGUGGAUACGGAUCAAACAACAUUGUACAGAUAGGACAAGAUGGAAAGAAGAAAGGAGUGAUCGCAGCAGCAUCGGAUGGACUUGUCAAUCCAUUAUCCGUCUGUUUUGAUCCAAAUCAGAGUGUGUUGUUUGUCACACAAAAAAGCAAUGAUUAA
Molecule: messenger RNA, 1341 nt
Organism: Mercenaria mercenaria
Lineage: Eukaryota; Metazoa; Mollusca; Bivalvia; Venerida; Veneridae
Exons: 2
Coding region: 1-1341 (446 amino acids)
Biological process (GO): protein polyubiquitination; proteasome-mediated ubiquitin-dependent protein catabolic process
Molecular function (GO): ubiquitin protein ligase activity
Source: RefSeq, a predicted model, not a curated record